Messenger RNA from Symbiodinium necroappetens, 660 nucleotides. The record is from the annotation of a GenBank genome assembly. Lineage: Eukaryota; Dinophyceae; Suessiales; Symbiodiniaceae.
AUGCAGGCCCCCACGGAGCACCGAUGGAGCCCAUAUGCUGACAACGGAGGAACGUGCAUGGGAGUUGCAGGUGAAGACUUCGUGGUGGUGGCAGCUGACACCCGUCUCAGCCAAGGAUACAGCAUCCACACACGGGACUGCAGCAAAGUCACGCAGCUGACGGACAAGUGCGUCAUCGCGUCCUGCGGCAUGAAGGCUGAUGCCAUCACCCUCCACAAGCACUUGAAGGCGCGUAUGGUGAUGUAUGAGCAUCAACACCGCAAGCAGCCAUCGGUCACAGCGAUUGCUCAGAUGCUCGCAACUACGUUGUACUACAAGCGCUUCUUCCCGUACUACACCUUCAACGUUCUUUGCGGCAUCGAUGAUGAAGGUAAAGGGGCGGUGUAUCACUACGACGCCAUUGGUAGCUUCGAGCGCGUCCCUUAUACCACAAGCGGCAGCGGAAGUUCCUUGGUGAUGAGUGUGCUGGACGCGCAGAUUGCAAAGGGGAAUCAGACAAUUGACACGCCUGCCCUGGACAAGAGAGGCAUUGUAGAACUAUGCAAAGACGUCCUUUCUUCAGUUGGGGAGCGUGACAUCCACACAGGUGACUAUGGCGAGAUCUUCUUGAUUGAUGCGGCGGGCGUUUCCCCUACACGUUUCGACCUGAAGCUAGACUGA